This is a messenger RNA of Tachyglossus aculeatus (Australian echidna), 688 nucleotides long. It is a transcript of the gene COMMD1, whose product is annotated as copper metabolism domain containing 1. Gene Ontology annotation, biological process: negative regulation of sodium ion transmembrane transport; regulation of proteasomal ubiquitin-dependent protein catabolic process; copper ion homeostasis. The record is from RefSeq and is a predicted model, not a curated record. NCBI's taxonomy places the organism in Eukaryota, Metazoa, Chordata, Mammalia, Monotremata, Tachyglossidae. Gene Ontology annotation, cellular component: endosome. The transcript has 3 exons. Bases 1 to 573 code for a protein of 190 amino acids.
AUGGCGACGGAGGCGGAGGUCGGGCAUCCCCUGAGCGGGCUGCUGAGCGGGCUGGCCCAGGCCGCCUUCCACGGUCAGCCGGCGGGCGUCACGGAGGAGGAGCGGCUGCGGGGCCAGCUCUACCCGGACGUGCCGCCCGACCAGUUCGGGCCGUUCGUGGACAAGAUGAGAAGCCUCCUGCAGUCUAUAGCUUCUGCAGACAUGGAUUUCAACCAGCUGGAGGCAUUCCUGACCGCUCAAACCAAAAAACAAGGUGGAAUCACCAGCGAUCAAGCUGCAGUCAUUUCCAAAUUCUGGAAGAACCACAAAAUGAAAAUCCGAGAAAGCCUGAUUAAUCAAAGCCGAUGGGAAAACACUCUUAAAGCCAUGAACUGGAGAGUUGAUUUGAAGUCCCAGUCGAGACACGUAGAUCAAAUUAACACUCCUGUUGCCAUAGUAGAGCUGGAACUGGGGAAGAAUGGACAGGAAUCUGAAUUUCUGUGUUUGGAAUUCGAUGAGGCCAAAGUCAGCCACAUCCUGAAAAAGUUGUCCGAGGUGGAGGAAAGCAUCAUUGCCCUGACGCAGCCUGCUUGACCUUGAAGGUGACUUGGGAAAAGGCUGAGGAUUUCAGAAGGAGAGCUGCCAGCCCCGCUGACUCCCUUCCUGUAUGACAUUCCACCAGUUGUAUUAAACGUUGAGCUGAAACCUA